Messenger RNA from Lemur catta (Ring-tailed lemur), 831 nucleotides. RefSeq names its product acylphosphatase 2 (gene ACYP2). The coding region runs from base 109 to 492 and encodes 127 amino acids. The record is from RefSeq and is a predicted model, not a curated record. Gene Ontology annotation, molecular function: acylphosphatase activity. The transcript has 4 exons. Lineage: Eukaryota; Metazoa; Chordata; Mammalia; Primates; Lemuridae.
GCACGUCCUUCCCGGCGGCCCCGCCGUCUCAUUUGCCGUUACCGACGCGUGACCCGGCGCGCUCGGGUCCCGGACCGGAGACAGGCGCAGGGUGCACCAGGCGGUCCCAUGCGCCCCCUCCCUCUGGCGGCCGCCGCAGUCGCCGCGCCCCGAGCAGCGCUCCGGCUCCUCGGCAGAGGGCUCGCCGCCGCCAUGUCCACCGCCGGACCGCUCAAAUCCGUGGACUACGAAGUGUUCGGGAGAGUGCAGGGUGUUUGCUUCAGAAUGUACACAGAAGAUGAAGCUAAGAAAAUAGGAGUGGUUGGCUGGGUGAAGAAUACCAGCAAAGGCACCGUGACAGGCCAAGUGCAGGGCCCUGAAGAGAAAGUCAAUUCCAUGAAGUCCUGGCUGAGCAAGAUUGGGAGUCCUAGUUCUCGCAUUGACCGCACAAACUUUUCUAAUGAAAAAACCAUCUCUAAACUUGAAUACUCUAAUUUUAGUAUUCGAUACUAAUAGAAGAGAAAUAAAAAUUAUAAUGCUUAUACUGUACAAUAGACACCAUAUGUUCUUAAGUCUAUAUACUAGAAUAAUAGUAGCAGAGUAGGGCGAAAAAAGGGAACUUUCUGUUCUGAAAGCUACAAAAUCAAAUGUUACUAAAAAUGUCUGACACAAUUUUAUUCAACUAUGUUUUUAACAAGCAAAAACAUAGUAUUGUAAGAUAAAUGUUAUUACAAAAUAUUUAAUGUGACUAUUCAACUUAAACUUGUCUCAUGGAAUCUAAUUUCAAUGAACAAUAUAACAUGUAUGUUAUUUGGUGAGACAUAAAAUAAUAAAGUUAACAUUUAAAAAUUA